This is a messenger RNA of Neohortaea acidophila, 1740 nucleotides long. Its product is annotated as Glucanosyltransferase-domain-containing protein. Gene Ontology annotation, cellular component: cytoplasm; fungal-type cell wall. The coding region runs from base 177 to 1577 and encodes 466 amino acids. The record is from RefSeq and is a predicted model, not a curated record. Gene Ontology annotation, molecular function: 1,3-beta-glucanosyltransferase activity. NCBI's taxonomy places the organism in Eukaryota, Fungi, Ascomycota, Dothideomycetes, Mycosphaerellales, Teratosphaeriaceae. The transcript is spliced from 4 exons. Gene Ontology annotation, biological process: fungal-type cell wall (1->3)-beta-D-glucan biosynthetic process.
ACCACUGACGACUUCUUGUCUUCCGCUGCUCGUCCUUUCCGCGACUUACGCGUCUUCAUCACUCUCGUUCAACCGUCGUUCUUUGAUCCCUUGGCAGUGGCGCGGCUCUGGGUUUAUUUAUCUUCGGACUGUUCCCUCUUUCCAACCACUUCGCAUCCAUCCAUUGCGUCUCAAAAAUGAAGGUUUCUAUUUCUCACGCAUGCCUUUGGGCAACAGUGGCAUCUGCCGCCUCCACCCCCACAAAAGCCAAAAGGGCGAACAAAGCGCGGGCUGCGAGUCUGCCGACCGUCACGGUCCGAGGCAAUGCCUUCUUCGCCGGCGACAACCGCUUCUACAUCAAAGGCCUCGACUACCAACCCGGCGGCUCGUCUGCAGCCAUCGACCCCAUCGCCAACGCCGAAGGGUGUAUGCGGGAUGUGGAAAAGUUCAAGGAGCUGGGAAUCAAUACCAUCCGUGUGUACACGGUCGACAACAGCCCCGACGUGGACCACGAUCCGUGCAUGAAUGCUCUGGCCGAUGCCGGCAUUUACUUGGCUUUGGAUGUCAACACGCCUCUGUACUCGCUGAAUCGCAAUGAGCCCGCGGGAUCGUACAAUGACGCUUACUUGCAAAACGUCUUUGCCACGGUCUCGAAGUUUGCAGGGUAUAGCAACACGCUGCUCUUCUUCUCCGGCAACGAGGUCAUCAACGCCGACAACAACACCAACAACGCCCCCUACAUCAAAGCGACGACGCGCGACAUCAAGUCCUAUCUCGCCCAACAAGACCUCCGCCGCAUCCCCGUCGGCUACUCUGCGGCGGACGUGUCGAGCAACCGCUACGACACGGCGACGUACAUGAACUGCGGCACCGACGACCAGCGCAGCGACUUCUUCGCCUUCAACGACUACUCGUGGUGCGAUCCGUCGUCCUACACCGUCUCCGGCUGGGACCAGAAGGUGGCGACGUACAGCAACUACAGCAUCCCGCUGUUCCUGUCCGAAUUCGGCUGCAUCACCAACACGCGCGCCUUCGGCGAAAUCCCCUCGCUCUACAGCGCCAACAUGACGCCCGUCUACUCCGGCGGGCUGGUGUACGAGUACAGCGAAGAAGGCAACGGCUACGGCCUCGUCAACAUCCGCGGCAACAGCGUGCAAGAGACGGCCGACUUCCGCGCGCUGCGCGAAGCGUACGCCAACCUCGAAAUGCCCACCGGCGACGGCGGGUACAAGCAGGACCUGCCGAAGAGCCAGUGCCCCUCCGCCAGCUCGACGUGGGAGGUGCACGAUUUCGAGGGCGACGAUUUGCCCGCUAUCCCUGAUAAGGCGGUGCAGUAUUUGGAUGAUGGGGCGGGCGAUGGAGCUGGGUUGAAUGGGCCGGGCAGUCAGUGGGACGUGGCUGGGGCGAGUGAUUCUACUGCUUCCGCUGGGUCUGGGUCGGGAGGUGGUGCGAGUGGGGGUGGAAGUAGCAGUGGCGGCGACAAUGGCAGCGAUGAUGGAGGUUCGGGGAAUGCGGCGGGUGCGUUGCGCACGCCGGUUGGCUUGCUCGUUGGAGCUUUGAUUGUUGGUGUUGGGAUGGUGGUUGGUGGAGGGUUGUAGGGAGCUGAUUGAUAUAAUUACUAGGCAUUGGGGGCGUACAGAUCAACUUCACAAACAUUGAAAUCAUCAUCAAAGAGUGCAGAAUGCAUCACAUAUCUACCAGACAACGCAGAGUCAAGUCGAGGAGAGUUGAGACAGCGCAAAGCAACAAUCAAAGAUCGCC